Messenger RNA from Pelobates fuscus (common spadefoot toad), 468 nucleotides. It is a transcript of the gene RPL35A, whose product is annotated as ribosomal protein L35a. Gene Ontology annotation, molecular function: structural constituent of ribosome. The transcript is spliced from 5 exons. Bases 98 to 430 code for a protein of 110 amino acids. Lineage: Eukaryota; Metazoa; Chordata; Amphibia; Anura; Pelobatidae. Gene Ontology annotation, biological process: ribosomal large subunit biogenesis; cytoplasmic translation. The record is from RefSeq and is a predicted model, not a curated record. Gene Ontology annotation, cellular component: ribosome; cytosolic large ribosomal subunit.
GACGCUGAUGAUUCCCCAGAAUGCAGCGCGCCGCCCCUUCCUUUUCCUCCAUCUUGGAUGCCAGUGCGGUACUGCACCAGGAUAAUAUAAACCCAAGAUGUCUGGGAGACUCUGGUGCAAAGCCACCUUUGCUGGCUAUAAGAGAGGUCUCCGAAAUCAGAGAGAACACACAGCUCUCCUGAAAAUUGAAGGAGUUUACGCUCGUGAUGAAACAGACUUCUAUCUGGGCAAGAGAUGCGCCUAUGUGUACAAAGCAAAAAACAACACAGUAACUCCAGGUGGCAAGCCCAACAGGACCCGUGUAAUCUGGGGAAAGGUGACCCGAUCUCAUGGUAACAGCGGGAUGGUUCGUGCUAAGUUCCGCUCUAACCUCCCAGCCAAGGCCAUUGGACAUAGAAUCCGUGUGAUGCUUUACCCAUCAAGGAUUUAAAUAUUGCCAUUUGAAAAUAAAACCAUUCUGGAUCUUGA